AUGUCGACUACACAUCCGACGAACGUAACCACUGAGUGGGACGACAUACAGAGGAAGCACGGCAACCUGCCGAAGCUGGAAAAGGAGAAGACGAACGAGGAGCUGGACUCUGCGUUCGUGGAGAAGGCCGAGGAGGAGCUGCUGCGCGAGUCUCGGCUGAAGCAGUGGAAGAAGAAGUUGGCCGCGAGCAGGGCGCCGAGCUACGGAACCCCAGUGAACAUAACGGCGAACAACUUCGUAGAGCAGGUGACGAGCGCGUCGAAGCUGAGCAGAGCCGACGGUGACUCCGAGGACGAGGGCGACUCGAAGUUUGCGGACCUGUCGGAGAAGACGGGCUACUACGUGCCGGUGCUCCUCCUGGACGACAGCAAGGAGAGCGGCCUGCUGAGGCGGGCUUGGAGCAUGCUGGCGAGGAGGUACCCCCAGGUCAAGUUCACCGUGGGAUCGGCUACCAACGUGCUCAAGGUGGAAGGCAGCAGGGCAAGUCCCCCGUCCUCAAUACUCCUGUACUUCUCAGGAAACUGCCUGCUGCAGAAGAACGUGUCCUCGCUCUUCAAGUUCAGCAGUUUUGAGGUGUCCGAGGGUACGGUGGAGGAGCGGCUGGCAGCCGCACUCGAGAGCCUGCUGAACGGAGUGCAGGGCCACUUGCCUCUCAUAAGGCAGAGGAAGUGCGCCUCUUCAGACUCAGGCUCGGACUCGGAUUCCGACUCAGAGUCAGACUUCUUGAAGUCGUCCGGGAAGGACCUGAAGAACGACUUUUUAAACAAGCUGACGAAGCCCAGCCUGAGCAGGUCUGAGAACUCAAAGGCGUACUCUUCGUGGAUACUGGACAAGGCUCUAAAUUAG
Messenger RNA from Theileria orientalis strain Shintoku, 846 nucleotides. RefSeq lists its product as uncharacterized. The transcript has a single exon. NCBI's taxonomy places the organism in Eukaryota, Apicomplexa, Aconoidasida, Piroplasmida, Theileriidae. The record is from RefSeq and is a predicted model, not a curated record. The coding region runs from base 1 to 846 and encodes 281 amino acids. Gene Ontology annotation, cellular component: cytoplasm. Gene Ontology annotation, biological process: protein folding.